Molecule: messenger RNA, 258 nt
Organism: Knipowitschia caucasica
Lineage: Eukaryota; Metazoa; Chordata; Actinopteri; Gobiiformes; Gobiidae
Source: the annotation of a GenBank genome assembly
AUGACCACAACUUGUCCAGAGAAGUGUCUCAGGUUUAACCCUGAUGCCACGGUGUGGAAGGCCAAGCAGCAGGUUCUGUGUUCUCUCACCGAGUCUCUACGGGACGUCCUGAACUAUGGCCUGUUCCAGCCCGCCACAGACGGACACGACGCCAAGUUCCUGGAGGAGGAACGCCCGCUCCGAGAGUACCCACAAUCCUUUGAGAAAGGAGUGCCAUAUCUGGAGGUACAGGACUCAGGCUUGUUCUUUUUUAAUUGA